Mizuhopecten yessoensis (Yesso scallop) is the source of this 915-nucleotide messenger RNA. RefSeq names its product cyclic AMP-dependent transcription factor ATF-3-like. The record is from RefSeq and is a predicted model, not a curated record. The coding region runs from base 10 to 483 and encodes 157 amino acids. Gene Ontology annotation, cellular component: nucleus. Gene Ontology annotation, molecular function: DNA-binding transcription factor activity, RNA polymerase II-specific; RNA polymerase II cis-regulatory region sequence-specific DNA binding. The transcript has 3 exons. Gene Ontology annotation, biological process: regulation of transcription by RNA polymerase II. NCBI's taxonomy places the organism in Eukaryota, Metazoa, Mollusca, Bivalvia, Pectinida, Pectinidae.
ACAAACAGCAUGGCUGAAACUUUACGGAGAACCAAAAUGGAAUCGAUGUCUCCCGCUAUCCUAGAGGAACUGGAGACAGAGAAAUUAAACCAGGCGUUCUUGUGUUCAGUGCAGGAAGGUGAUCCCCUUCCUCUCAUCAAGGAGGAAUUAAAAUAUCUGAUUCAGUCAAGAAGGUUAGCGGACGGAAAAGAAGAACUCAACGUCAACUUCCAUCCUCCACAAAGACCAAAGCUUGAGCCCGAAGAUAAAAUUAAGAGGAAGAAAAGACGUGAACAGAAUAAAAAUGCAGCUCAACGAUUCAGAAAUAAACGGAAAAUGAAGAAAGAAAAUGGCAAAAAUGAGCUAGAUUUCCUGAGUUGUCGAAAGAGUGAACUGUGUGCCCAGGUUGAAGAUUUAGAACGUCAAGUACAAAUGUACCGAAGGCAUAUAGGUAACAGCUUCGAACAGGACGGACUACAUAUACAAACCUUCCCCCCAAACUGACAAUAGAGGAUCAAUAACGGAACCCGAAAAGGAUGGACGGCACCCGCCGUAUGCAAAUAAGGGUCAGAAGCUUAGGGUUGCGCGGAUUUCCCAAGAAACAGGAAAUGGUUGUCCUGCACACUGCGACAGUGUGAGUUUACGUACAGAUUAAUGACAACUUUUGUCUGUGGUUUCAACUUGUGGUGAAGAAACAGGGAAAUCAUUCCUCUUAAAUAUAGAAUGUUUGGAAUUAUUUCAGCAUGAACAAUGACAAGCCUUGACAAUGGAAUAGAAAUAUAGGAAGAUUGACAUGUAUGUUCUAUAUCAGUCCACCUAACGAGUGCACGUGGAAGGAUUCGCGUGUUUAAUUAAUCAUUUCGAUACAUUAAUUGUGCCUACAUUGAUUUGUCCUGAUCAAUGGUAAGACAUUUUCAUUCAUUUCAUUAAAAUCUA